Arachis ipaensis is the source of this 2576-nucleotide messenger RNA. Its product is annotated as CBL-interacting serine/threonine-protein kinase 11. Gene Ontology annotation, biological process: protein phosphorylation; signal transduction. Gene Ontology annotation, molecular function: ATP binding; protein serine/threonine kinase activity. The record is from RefSeq and is a predicted model, not a curated record. NCBI's taxonomy places the organism in Eukaryota, Viridiplantae, Streptophyta, Magnoliopsida, Fabales, Fabaceae.
GAUUUCAACAACCGCAACACUACACGUGUGUGGACACAAACAAAACCUUCACGUUUUCCCCCCGAACUUUCGUAAGCCAAAAAAUAACAAAAAUAAUAAAACAAAAUUAAAAUACUCUUAUCCCGGUUCUCUUAAACGGAAAAAGCAGCAAAACUAGGCCAAUAAAACCAGAAACAUGCAUAAUCAAAACCAAAUCCUCUCAGUCACUAUUCAAAACCCAACAAAUAACAGAUUUUGCGACCAACCCAUUUCAAUUCCCACCCCCGAUAACAAAACCCAUAUCCCAAUUUUCAAUCUUCACCAUCAACGGCAAAUCUUCAUUUUCCGGUAGUCCCAAUGCCGGAAAUUGAAGACCACUCGCCACCGUCUCCGACGGAGCAAAGGGCUCUAUUCGGGAAAUACGACCUUGGAAGGCUCUUAGGAUGCGGCGCGUUCGCGAAGGUUUACCACGCGCGGAACCUUGAGACUGGAGAAAGCGUGGCGGUGAAGAUCAUAAACAAGAAGAAGUUACAGGGAACCGGUUUAGCCGGUAACGUGAAGCGAGAGAUAAACAUAAUGAGUAGGUUGCACCACCCUCACAUCGUGAAGCUCCGCGAGGUUCUUGCGACGAAGACGAAGAUCUUCUUCGUAAUGGAGUUUAUUAAAGGUGGUGAAUUGUUUGCGAGGGUUUCUAAGGGGAGAUUCUCGGAAGAUCUGAGCCGUCAGUAUUUUCAUCAGCUGAUCUCGGCCGUUGGAUAUUGCCACUCGCGUGGGGUGUUUCAUAGGGAUCUUAAACCGGAGAAUCUCUUGCUUGAUGAACAUGGCAAUUUGAAGGUUUCGGAUUUUGGAUUGAGUGCAGUUAGGGAUCAGAUACACCCUGAUGGACUAUUACACACGCUGUGUGGGACCCCUGCCUACGUGGCACCUGAGAUUCUAUCGAAACGCGGCUACGACGGUGCCAAAGUUGACGUAUGGUCAUGCGGCGUCGUUUUGUUCGUUCUAACGGCAGGGUACUUGCCGUUUAAUGACCCGAACUUAAUGGUUAUGUAUAGAAAGAUCUACAAAGGAGAGUUUCGGUGUCCACGUUGGAUGUCACCGGAUCUCAAAAGAUUCCUCCGGAAGCUUCUAGAUGUUAACCCAGAGACAAGAAUAACUGUCGAAGAAAUGAAAAAGGAUCCGUGGUUUAGAAAGGGCUACAAAGAGAUUAAGCCUUAUGAGGAUGAUUAUGGGCUUGGGCUUGGGGUUGGGCCCAAUAAGGUCUUGAAUGCGUUUGAUAUAGUAACUUUUUCUUCCGGUUUGGAUUUGUCAGGGCUGUUUGGUGAUAUUGGUAGUGGGAAGGGAGAGUGGUUGGUGGUUAGGGGGUUACCGGAGGAGGUGGUGGAGGUGGCGGAGGAGGUUGGGGUGGCGCAAGGGAUGGCGGUGAGGUGGAAGAAGGAGGGUGGGGUUGACUUGGGAAGGAUGAAAGGGGAAUUGGAGAUUGGGGUGGAAGCUUACCGGCUACCGGCCGAGAUGGUUUUGGUUGAGGUUAGAAAGAAGUUUGGGGAUGACGUGGCUUUUAGGGAACUUUGGGAGAAUAAACUCAAGCCUAGGUUUCUCUUGUUAAAAUGUGGUUCCGAUGUUGCGACCACCUCGUCGCAACAUAACGAGGAACCAGAGUCUCCGGUUCUAAACGAACAAAGCAGAAACAAUAAACCAGAAGUGAUUUAUGAUCAAUGUUGAGACAAAUCCUGAAAGAAUUGGGUCAAAAAAUUCUUACCCGAUCCAAACCAGUUCGAUGGCAAUUUAAUUGGUUCGAUUUUAAUUUGUCUUUAAUUUAAUCCAAUUCGAACCACAAACAUCCCUAUCAAACAUUAUUGUUAAAUGAAGUGUGAUCGUUCGAAUCCCGCCUUGUGCAUGCAGCAGUUUAUUGGCUAGUGGCAGACCUUUAAAUGGAGCUCCGAUCUGCGACGGAUUAGUCUUUCGCCUGUCGGGUUGGGGAUACCGUGGGCAACAAAAAAAAAAAAAAGAAGUGUGAUCUACUGAUUUCACAAAAGGGUUCAUACAUCCAAUAAUAGAUGGAGUGGGGUCAACGAGACUCCAUCUAAUGGAUGAUGGGAGAUGAAUUGAGAAUUUGGGAUGAUGUUUGAAACUGAAUUGAAGCUUCUUAAAACAACGAAGGUUGGUGGUGGGGCAGAAUGUUUGAUUACCGUAGCACAUGCAUCGGUUUGGGACUUGAAAAUGAAGAUGGUGGGUUAGAUUUGGAAAUUUUUGGAUGGUAAUGACCUCUCAACAAUGAUUAUAUAUGAUUGGAUUUAUUUAUUUAUAUAAGAAAAAUAAUAGAUAAGGGAGGGAGUAUGUAAGAAAAAAUGAUAGACAAGUGGAUUCUUUUGACGUAGGAACUAUAGUUUUUAACAUAUGCUAAGGACUCAAUUUUCUAGCUUUGUAAGAAAAAAUGAUGUAACAAAAAUGGAAAAAUCAUGCACGUGUUAGGCAUGUUUUUGCAUUGAGGUUACCAUCAGAAUAUGUAAAUAAGUAAGUUAACAUACAAGCUACAAAUAAUGGAGGAUAGAAUCCAAAAGAAAUUAAGAAUGCAUUCGCCAUUUUUUUUAUACGGAAGG